AUGGCAGUUGACUCGCCCCAAUCCGAGUUCUCAGACAAGGUCAAACGCGGCGGCAGUCCGCGUCAUCGCUGCUGUUGCACAGUUGGUCUCGGUCUCAUCCUCACUGGUGCCCUCAUCGCACUCGUUGCAAUCCUCUACGGCACCGUGAUCCCAGCCGUGCUCGACAACGUCGUCAAAGACGGAGUUGUGGUCUGCGGUGCCUCAGAUGGAGCUAAACAGAGCUACUUGGACCCGUACGGGGACUGCGACGACUGCACGCCGUACUACACCAGCUUGUACAUGAUGAACGCGACCAAUGCCGAAGCUUACCUUGCUGGAGAAGCAGACACCCUUCAGGUGCGUGAAAUGGGGCCUUACACCUAUCGUCGCCGCCAAAUCAAGCUGGACGUCAAGUUUCUGGACAACGGGAACCGGGUGAGCUACAAGGAAUACACGUACCACACGUUCAUGCCGGAAAGGAGCUGUGACGGGUGCUCGGACAACGACGAGGUCACGGCCAUGGAGUUGGCGUACAUGAGUGUCAUCGCUCAAGCUGGCGGUGAAGCGGCUUUCCUCACACGGCUGGCAAUGGGCUCCUUUGCGGCGAGGAGCAAUGCCAGUGCAGUCGAGGCGAUCGUGGCCGAGAGCGGUCCGCAGAUGAUGCGCUGGGUCAAUGGGUUGAACUCGAUGGACCCAGAGGCUAUGCGCACAGUGACCAACAAUAGUGCAGUGCUGAGCUUCCUGGCUACUGGACCAAGCGCCAUCGCGAACUUGAACCUAACGGGGUUCGCCUACAACGGACUCUUCGCCAAGCGCACGGUCUCUCAGUGGGCCCUCGGCUACCCGAGUCUGCUCGCUGGCUUGGGUCUUGGCUCGAACUACGUCCGGGUGUGUGCUGUGCAAGGUGGUCUCAAUGAGCAGUGCGCUGCCUGUGCUGACAGCACGAGCGACGAGUGUCUCGCGAUUUCGGGUCAAUGCUUCCAAUGCGCCCGUGGGGCCGGUGUCGUAGCGGUCAACGACGAGACCUGUGCUAUCAUCGAGGCAACGUACGCUGCCGCUUACGGUGCUGAGGAGGCUGCUAAGUUUGCCUCCAGCACUUGUCAGCUCUGCAACAUGCUCGGUCUGUGUGCGGCUCCGCUUCCUGGGGUCGUGGAGUCGAGUGGUCGGGACUUUUCCAAGGUAGCUCCUAAUGCGUCGAGCCUGGGUACGUACACGCUUCGCACGGGCUGUGACGAUGAGAAUCACAUCAACGAGUAUGAGCAGUACGACGGCUACAAGAUCACUGCAUUGUGGGCAGAUCUGGGUGAACGUCGUAACCCGACACUGGCAGAGAUGGCUGCGUUUGCUACGUAUGGCAACUGCGCAGCGCCUCCGUCCAACUUGACGUGCAGCCCCGUGCGUGGUAACGACGCGACCAGCAUCGCCCCUGGCGGCGUGAGUAUAACUGGCUUCGAGGACGAGAUCUCUCUGGAAGGGUUUGUAAUCUACUUCAGCCAGGGCAAGCAGAACCUGACGCUGGUUAAUCAGCAUGAAGAGGUGACGUACAAGGGCAUCACGCUGCACCGCUUUCGUCCUGCAGCGAAUGUCCUGACCGCGUCUGCUGAAAAUGCCGACAAGGGUACGGCUUACCCGGUGGAUGGCUUGCAGUCGCUGUCCUUUUCUGUGGGCUUCUUGGCGUACGUCUCAUUCCCCAUGUUCCUCUUUGGCGACGAGACGUUGACGACGAAUGUGGAGAUCACCAUGAGCGACGGCGUGCGAGUUAGUCGAGAGGCGCUGUAUGACAGUGCUGGUGCUCUGCAGAGCCAUUACUCGGACAAGUACGAGACGUUCGUCGACAUUGAAGCCGGCACGGGCAAGACCAUGCGCGCGUACAAGCGGAUCAUGGCCUCGUACGCUCUCUCGGCCUCGUCUCUGAACAGCUCCUUAGCUAUGAGCGACGUACUGUAUCCAGCACUGCAAACGGAGGUCGUGAUUCCAGUCUUCUGGGGCCAGGAAGGAUCGGCUAUCACGGAUUCGAACGUGGAAACCUACGACUCGCUGGUUGCACUGUUCAACUCGCUUCUGCCGGUGUUCAUUGCAGGCAUUGUGCUUGGCUUGGGAUUCGUGGGUACCGGAGUCUUUUUCCUGCGUCGACCUCGGCAUCGCGCUGAUAAGGCGUGA
Messenger RNA from Peronospora matthiolae, 2139 nucleotides. The record is from the annotation of a GenBank genome assembly. Lineage: Eukaryota; Oomycota; Peronosporomycetes; Peronosporales; Peronosporaceae.